AUGUCGGACGAAAUAGAGCGGCUCGUACUGUCGCCUUUCAAAGAGAUUGUCGAGAAGGCGAACACUGCUAUUGAGAAUGCCACGGAUGCGGACGACCAGGAAGCCGCGGCGCCUAUGCUCAAGGCUGCCCAGAGUUUGGUCAAAGAGGGCGAGAGAGCUUUGAAGAAGAUAGAACCUCUGUGCCAGCGGAAUUAUGCGACAUACGGAUCCAACUUUGUGGACGCCAUGAAAGAGAGUGACGAGAUUGCGCAAUUCCGGUCUGAGUUGGACGAUCUAUUAUGGGACUUUGACGAUUUCGUUGAGGUCGAUGAAUUCGAUCUUGAGAAGUUUGAAGAGCUACAGAAGGCCUCGAGAAAAGUCGCCCCAAAGAUUAUGGAUAUUCUGAAGCGAAUGAAACUGGUUGCGCCAGCGCCGGCACCAGCGCCGGUGGCUGCUUCCGAACCGUCAGAGUCCUCGAGGCAUGCGAGCGUCAUCAUAGACCCGCCAUCAGGUCCUAACAGGACGAUCGACGAAGUUGAGCAGCAAUUGAGUGAUAUGCUCGUGAUGGGCGCACAAGCUGGGCCAGACUUGGGUGUUGAUGCACCCACAGGCCCCAGAGCCACCUCCAGAGCGGCCUCUCGGUCAGUCAGUGACCUUGAUAGGCACAGCUCUCGCCAGUCGGAAGUGUUUGAGGAACCGCUGGAGCCUCCACCUCGGCCACCGUCCGCAGACCCUUGGCAAGUGGACAGGCCGCCGCCGCUCAGUCCAAACGCCCUUUCUGAAGAUGGAAACCCCGUAGAAAGACGACGACCAGUGCAUGGAGGCGGUGAUUCACCAACAUUGCCGCCCACGAUUCCUGGGGUGAACCAGAGAAAUUCCUCGACCAGUUCUCGAAGUCAUACCCAGCGUCUCACUAGCAAUAGCAACCCUAGCUGGGGUUACAACGCCGGUGCCACGAAUCAAGCAGACAGGGAGUCCUCUCACUGGCAUGACAGAUCCCCCGUGACCGACUUUGGGACUAAUGGACGACUACGCGCGGAUUCUGCGGCAAGGUCAAGACCUAGUUACACCAGCGUCGGUAGCAAUGAGCCGCCGAGAUAUUCCGGUCAGUCCUUCGAUUCCAUCUCUGACUCAAGUCGGUCCCCUUCCAACGCGUCUCCUCAUUUUGGCAACCCAUCCCCUGCAAUCCCCGAGGAUAGUGUUGUCAACAACUAUACUCAUCGGUUGGGCCAUACAGGUAUCAUGAACUAUCCGCCAAGACAAGCAUCCUUGAACGCAAAUACACAUCCGGCUCGCCAACCCUCCGUCGAUUCUCUCAACAGCUCCAUAUUCGAUCUAGUGCCUUACGAUGGAGCAACAAGUCCGGUGGCCAGUACGCAACGCACAUCCUCUGUGCCUUCAGUGACACCGGGAAGCCCUUAUUCGCCGGGAGGCCAGCUACCUCAGUACUCUGCCCAGCCGCCUAUGUAUACGAACAAUACCAGAUCACCUGUACAUUCUCCCGUGGAAAGCUCCAAUAAUCACUCAUCUACAACACUUAGAACUACACAACCUCGACCGCCUACGAGCAAUAGUUUCUCUGCCCCGUUCUCACCCCAAGGUUUCGAAGAUUCUGGACUUAUUCCCGUCGAAUCUGAGACACCUGAAAACCUGCCGAUGCCAUCAAGGCAACCGGACUGCAGCAUAGGACCCCAUUCGUCGUUUUACCAGUUGAAGGGCUUUUGCAAGGGCGCACAGGAAGUAAUGGGAGGAGACCUGGGUUUCAAGAAGAUUAGAAAACCUGUCGGAGGAUUUUCGCACACGACGGUGGCGAAGUGCACAAGCUGUCUCUACGAACUUGACUACAGUGUUGUGGAAAAGGACUUAAAAAAUGAACCAUCGGGUAAUUUCACGUCAAAUAACGUUGGGUUUCGUCUGCGAAUCCUACAGAAGAGCCACCUGCCUGUAAGGCAUAUCGAAGAGCAGAUAUAUGGGUGCAUGUUUUGUAUCCAUGAGGGGAGGACACUAGACGAGAGCGAUGCAACAGUUUUCUUCAGCCAAAAGCAGCUCUUUGCGCACAUGGCACGCCAUCCGCGACCCCUUCCGGCCAUACCAGGCGUAACUAUCGUUGAGGGUCCCGAAAUACCUCGGAUCUACCAGAAUAAUUUCGACCUACACUUCCCGAACCCCCCAAUGCAGUCGGUCAUGUCGGGGAUCGCGCGUGAGGUGGGAAAACUGCCGACAGCUGUCGCGACAGAGACUAGGAGAAACGCACACGGUAUCCUCCGAAGCCCCCCGGACCGUGGCGGCGUCUUGCAGUUCGCUGUAGGUGCCAAGAUCGUCGGCAUCGAGUUCCCGGCAAAGUACGAGGGGAAAUGGGGCAUCGGGUGGCACGAUGGAGUCCGGGCCGCCUUCGAGGCCGAGUCGGUGCACCUGGACGCGCCGCCCAAGAGCGAGACGAGGAUGCAGGGGACGAGCAGCAUGCAGGCCACCGUGCGGUGGAACUGGAGCCAGAAGGGCGAGGGCAACUGGCUCAAGCUCAACAAGGGAGACGUCGUCAAGAACAUCAGCUGGACGUACUCGGACCACUGGUGCUGGUCCGGUACCUCGGGCAAGGGCUGGGGCAUAUUCCCGCAGUCGCACCUUGAGCCUCACUCGGUCAAGAUUGUGCGGCCCGACACGGACAGCAUCAGCAGCUCGGAGAAGAAGGGACCAUUGGGUCGUUUCUCAAUCAGGAAGAAUACCGAGAAGAAGGGUGACCGGAAGAUGGUGCAAGCUCUGAACUAG
Molecule: messenger RNA, 2745 nt
Organism: Neoarthrinium moseri
Lineage: Eukaryota; Fungi; Ascomycota; Sordariomycetes; Amphisphaeriales; Apiosporaceae
Exons: 4
Coding region: 1-2745 (914 amino acids)
Molecular function (GO): protein binding
Source: RefSeq, a predicted model, not a curated record